GAGUUCAGUCCGUUUUCUUGUAUUAGUUUAAGGGGCGUUCUGCCACAUCCAAGAUGGCGGAGUCGUUGACGUUUCGCUGCAACGGACCAACAGGCUCAACGCGGCGUCUACUUAUGAGGAGCAGGACUGCCAGAGCGUUGAAGAAGAGUUUGUAGGACUUCUGAAAGACACUGGAAAACUUCCAAAUGCGGUCCAUCGACACGGGCUGUAGUUUUCUACGUGGGCUACAGCGGCUGCCUCGUUUACGUUUGUUGGGAAGUUUUCUUUAACCUUAAAAGUGUCUUUUUUUCGUAUUUUGAGGGAAAGUUAUUUCUUGGGGCGCUGAGGGGAUAAUGCAUUAUCACUCAUUUGGUCAAGUACGGUGUCCAAAAGUACCGGGGAGUAAAAGGUGAGCAUCUAAGAAAGUCCGACGGCAUUUCCUGAAGUUUAAGCGAAUAACCUGGGAUGACUUGAACCGCCUCCCGUGGAAAAGACAACACCGAGCUGGACACAAAGAGAAGCUUUCAGGAACCGGGAGAUUCGCGGAGUGAGCAGCGCGAACGCCUUUUUUUUUUCAAUGUGCUGGACAUGAACGCCACACCGGGGUGAAAAGGGGAGAAUAAAUGAGUGCUUUGCCAAACAAAGGACAUCUUCGUCGGACUGAAAACCGCCGAGUGAAAGAGAAGCCUUGAGAGAAAUGGAGGAGGAAGGCUCGAUUGAGCCAAACUACGUUUCAGCGGAGGAGUCGGUCGCGCUGGGCUUCGAACCCUUGUGAUAAGGCUAGUCCACCAGCGGUCUCCCCUUUGCCAAUGCGGCGGUGUUUUUCUGCUGGCGUGUGAAAAUGAGGCUGUGUUGGCGGCAGUUGUUGGUGGUUCUGCUGCUGAGUGCCUGCCGCGGCUCCUCGCCCCUCUUCCCCUGCAAAUCCUCCGACGAGAGGCCGAAAAGCGGCGUGAAAAGCCCCACGCCCGACAAGAAAGUGGUGUGCAGCAACAUGGAGCUCCGUCAGGUGUUGCCCGCGGAGUCCCUCCCGAACAGAACAGUCACACUGAUUUUGAGCAACAACAAGAUUCAAGAGCUCAGAAAUGGAUCUUUCAUUGGACUGUCUGCUUUGGAAAAACUGGAUAUGCGGAGUAACGCGAUCAGUCGUAUUGAACCAGGAGCUUUUCUGGGCUUGCCAGCACUCAAAAGACUAGACCUGUCCAACAACAGCAUUGGCUGCCUGAAUGUGGACAUCUUUAAGGGCCUUGGCAGUCUGACUCGACUGAACCUGACAGAAAACAUGUUCUCUUCUUUGACUCAGGGGACCUUUGACAGUUUAGUGUCCCUAAAGACACUGGAGUUUCAGACUCCUUACUUGCUGUGUGACUGCAACCUUCAGUGGCUUCUGCGUUGGAUUAAAGACCGGAACAUCGUUGUGAAAAACACAAAGUGCUCUUACCCGCAGUCUUACCAGGGCCGGCUCAUAACCUCCAUCAAACCAGAGGCUCUCACCUGUGAUGCUCCUCUGGAGUUGCCCUCCUUCCAGCUGACUCCAUCACAGCGACAGGUUGUCUUUCAGGGAGACAGCCUGCCAUUCCAAUGUCAGGCUUCCCUCGUUGCUGAGGACAUGCAGGUGCUUUGGUACCAGAACGGACACAUGGUCAAGCAUGACGCCACUCAAGGCAUCUUCAUUGAAAAGCGCAUUGUGCAGAACUGCUCCCUGAUUGCCAGUGCCUUGACCAUCUCAAAUAUCCAGCCGGAUUUUACGGGAAACUGGGAGUGUCAGGUCCGAACAAGCCGGGGCAAAACCACCAGGACGGUCCACAUCGUGGUGUUGGAAAGUUCUGCCAAGUAUUGCGCUCCUGAACGGGUUUCUAAUAACAAGGGAGAGUUCAGAUGGCCACGCACUCUGGCGGGAAUCAGAGCUUACCUCCCCUGCAACAGACUUCCAUCCAGCGCAGGCAUCUACUCGGGCAGCUCGGGCGAAGAGCAGCAGGCGUGGCGCUACUGCAGUCGUGACGGGCUGUGGGCAGAGGAGGAUUAUUCCAGCUGCCAGUUUCAGAAAGAUGUUACAAGAUUUCUCUAUGUCAUCAACCAGAUGCCUCUCAAUGAGAGCAAUGUGGUAACCAGAGCACGGCGCCUGUUGCUCUACACAAUCGAUGCUGCCAACUUCUCAGACAAGAUGGACAUUAUCUUUGUCGCCGAGAUGAUUGAGAAGUUUGGGAAAUUUGUUGAAAAGUUUAAAGAUCUUGGCGAGGUGAUGGUUAGCAUGGCCAGUAACUUGAUGCUGGCUGAUGAGAGGGUGCUGUGGAUGGCUCAGCGGGAAGCCAUGGCCUGCACCCGCAUCAUCGCUUGUCUCCAGAAGAUCGCUGUGUGCCGCUUAGCAACUUCCCAGGCCUUCUUCCUGGUUAGCCCCUCCAUCAUUUAUGCAGCCCUUCGGACCAAAGUGGUUCCAGUGCUGACAUCCCCAAACAUUGCACUGGAAGCUCAUGCUGUAAGGGCCAAUGACUGGAACGGCAUGACCUGCAUGUUAUUCCAGAAGCUGAGCCCUGAGCGAACGUCCGGCCAUGACCGCCAGCUCACGUUUAAAUGCAAUACUACCAGCUCUUUAUCCAGCAUCCUUUACAAGAGCACGAUUGUGGAGGCCUCUCUGCAACUUCCUCCGUCUCUCUUAUCCCAAGCUGUGGACCCUGGAAAGGCAGAGGACACAGUCUACAAGCUCCACCUGCUGGGUUUCCGCAACGGCAAGUUUUUUCCCUCCACUGGCAACACGUCCCUGCUGGCUGAUGGAGGAAAGAGGAGGAAUGUAGCCACACCUGUUAUCAUGGCUACGAUAGAUGGCGUGUCUCUGCAUGUCCUGCGGACUCCCAUCAACGUCACUCUGAGGCGGUUUGCUCGCGGCUCAGAUGCCGUCUCCGCCUGUUGGAACUUCAGCCUGGCAGGAGGGCAGGGAGGAUGGAAGAGCGACGGGUGCCGCAUCCUGGAGCAUCAUGACAACUUCACCACCAUAUCCUGCAGUUCUUUGGGCAACUAUGGCCUGCUGAUGGACCUCAGCAGUGUUGAGUUUUUUUCUCCAAGCAUCCAGCCCCUGCAUCCAGUCAUCUACGCAACAACUAUUAUUCUGCUCAUCUGCCUGCUCACUAUUAUUAUUAGCUACAUCUACCAUCACAGGUCGGUCCGUGUAAGCCGCAAGUUCUGGCACAUGUUGGUCAACCUCUGUUUCCACAUGUCCCUCACCUGUGGGGUCUUUGUGAGCGGCAUCAAUCAGACACGAUACACAAGUGUCUGCCAGGCGGUGGGCAUUUUGCUGCACUACUCCACUCUGGCCACUGCUCUGUGGGUGGGUGUGACUGCACGCAACAUUUACAAACAGAUAACACGUAAGGCCAAGCGAUACGAGGAGCUCGACGAACCACCACCACCACCGAGGCCCAUGCUCAGGUUCUACUUGAUAGGAGGAGGUAUACCUAUCAUCGUCUGUGGGAUCACUGCAGCAGCCAACAUCAAAAACUACGGCAGCCAGGCAAAUGCACCAUUUUGCUGGAUGGCAUGGGAACCAAGUAUCGGCGCCUUUUACGGCCCAGCGGGAUUCAUCGUCUUCGUGGACUGCAUGUACUUCCUCAGCAUCCUGCUGCAGUUACGCCGACACCCCGAGCGUCGCUAUGAGCUGAAGGAGCCGUCGGAAGAGCAGCAACGUCUGGCCGCAGCCAGCGGCGAUGCGGGGCCAGAUGGUCCGAGCAGCCACUGCCACCCCUUCACUCUGCAGCUUCAGCCCCACGAAGCGCCGCCCUCCAUCGUGUCUGCGCCCCACGCCGUGCCCCUGUCAGCCCUGGAGAACGAGCACACGUUCACUGCACAGCUGAUGGGCGCGGCGGGGGCUUUGGGGCUUUACGCAGCCCUCUGGGUGUUUGGUGCCAUGGCUGUAUCCCAGGACCACCCCUUCGACUUAGCUUUCACCUGCCUGUUUGGGGUGGCCGCGCUGGCCCUCGCGGCAUUCAUGGUGGCACACCACUGCGUCAACAGGCAAGAUAUUAGGCAAUACUGGUCACAGAAUUGUUGCUCCGGAAGGCGCGCAUACUCUGCUCAGGAGGAUGUGCUUUUGCCCCAGCCAGGUGCUCCAGCAACAGCCCCGGCGGGAUCCGAUAACAAACCAGAUGGCGAAUCGAUAAAGUUUGGCCACAGCAGCGCGGACUCGUCUUACACAAAUAGGAGCGCCCCGAGCAUGCGCAACUCUGCCCACGGCAGCAAGCUGACCAAUCUGCACGCAGAGGCAGCUCAGUGCAAGUCGGCGCUGGCGCCAGCCAGUGGUCCGGCCAUUUUGGACAACAGCCUGACUGAACAUUCACUGGACAACGAAAUUAAAAUGCACGCGGCUCCGGUGGAGGUGUUGUUCCAUCCCAUGAACAACGUCAGCAACCCAGCACCCGUCACCAACGGACACACAAGCAGGCACCAGAAAAACAGAGCCCGGGCACACAGGGCGAGCCGGCUCACCGUGCUGCGAGAGUACGCCUACGACGUCCCCACCAGCGUGGAGGGCAGCGUGCAGAGCGCCCCCCACAGGCGGCAGCACCACUACGACAUGGCGGCGCGCAACAGCCGGCGAGCGGCCUACAUGGCGUACAGGGAGCGCCAUCAGAGCCAGCUGCAGCAGGACAGCAGCGACAGCGCCAGCCUGCCGCGGCGCUCCCGCCACUCCGACAAAGGAAGCGGGAGUUUGCUCGGGAACGGGACAGUGGUGACCGUAGAGACGGAGCCGGCGGCUGAUGCUGGUGUGUCAGACUCAAUUAAGGACUGCGGUCCAGUCAGGCAGCCCGGCAGCACAGAACUGGAGAGCCAGAAUAAGUCAUACGGCCUCAACCUCGUCACCCAGAAUGGUGGCACCCUGAAAGAAAACGGACAAACGGCGCCUUUAAUCAGCAGCGACAGUGCAACCAGUAUAAAAACAGGACUGUGGAAACAUGAAACUACUGUGUAGCAACAGUUUCCAUCUGUAAGACUGCAGAACAAAACCCUCACACCUUUAAACUGUGAAGCAUAUUUUACAUUUUUGUACCGGUACUUUUUUUUUGCAAGAAGUGCUUUAAACUAGUCGAUUAGUCACAAUACUGCCACUGAUUGUCCAUAGGUAUGUUUUUGUAAAUGUUUUAUUUUUUUAUAAGUUUUAAUCCAACACCAGUUAUACUUCAGAGUUCUGUACAUGGAUCUGUUCUGAUCCGUGGCUCUGUGCAUACCUGAUCAUUUUCUACGUGAUUUCUGCAAUAAUAAAACAAAAGUUACCUUACAGA
Molecule: messenger RNA, 5246 nt
Organism: Menidia menidia (Atlantic silverside)
Lineage: Eukaryota; Metazoa; Chordata; Actinopteri; Atheriniformes; Atherinopsidae
Source: the annotation of a GenBank genome assembly